Molecule: messenger RNA, 2986 nt
Organism: Lagopus leucura (white-tailed ptarmigan)
Lineage: Eukaryota; Metazoa; Chordata; Aves; Galliformes; Phasianidae
Product: inter-alpha-trypsin inhibitor heavy chain H3-like
Exons: 20
Coding region: 12-2501 (829 amino acids)
Biological process (GO): hyaluronan metabolic process
Molecular function (GO): serine-type endopeptidase inhibitor activity
Source: RefSeq, a predicted model, not a curated record
UUUUUUCCAAAAUGGAAAGUCAUCUAUUGCUUUGCAUUUUAUUAUUGAUUCCUGCCUUUGCAUCAUCAGACUUUUUGGUAGCACAUGUCAGAAACGUUAAGAAGCGAAAUUCUGAUAAUGACUUGGUUGUCAAUGGGAUAGAAAUAUACAGAAUGAAAAUUGAUAGCAAAGUGACUUCCCGAUUUGCCCACAACGUCAUCACCAGUCGAGCUGCCAAUCGUGGAAAUGCACACAAAGAAGUCUUCUUCGAUGUCGAGCUCCCCAAGACAGCCUUCAUUACCAACUUCAGCAUGACAAUUGAUGGCAUCACUUAUCCUGGAAAUAUAAAAGAAAAAGAAGCUGCCAAACAGCAGUAUGAGAAAGCAGUUUCAAAGGGACAGACUGCUGGUCUUGUCAAGGCUUCGGGAAGGAAAACAGAAAAAUUCACUGUUUCAGUCAACAUCGCAGCAGGCAGUAAAGUCACUUUUGAACUCACAUAUGAAGAACUACUGAAGAGGCAAUUUGGAAAAUAUGAGAUGUUCAUCAAAGUAAAGCCGAAGCAGCUUGUCAAAGAUUUUGAGAUUGAAGUAAAUAUCUUUGAGCCACAAGGUAUCAGUGAGCUGGAAGCAGAAGGAACAUUCAUCACCAAUGAUCUGCAAAAUGUCAUAAAGAAAACUUUCUCCCAUGAAAAGGGGCAUAUCUCUUUCAAGCCAUCUCUUGAUCAACAGCGAACCUGUGAAAAUUGCUCACAGUCACUCUUGGAUGGAGAUUUUAUUGUUAAAUACGAUGUGAAGAGAACAACUCCAGAUAAUCUGCAGAUUGUCAAUGGCUACUUUGUGCACUUCUUUGCACCAACGAAUCUUCCAAAGUUGCCCAAGAACGUUGUUUUUAUAAUAGAUAUCAGUGGCUCAAUGAGUGGAAGAGAAAUACAACAGACAAGAGAAGCACUUCUAAAAAUCUUAGAUGAUAUUAAAGAAGAUGACCACUUCAAUUUCAUACUGUUUGGUAGCGAUGUGCACACCUGGAAGGAAACAUUAAUCAAAGCCACUCCUGAAAAUUUGGAUGAAGCAAGAAAGUUUGUUCGGGGCAUUGAUACUGAAGGCUUGACAAAUUUAUAUGGUGGAAUGAUGAAAGGAAUUGAUAUGCUGAAGGCUGCUCAUGAAGAAAACCUUGUGCCCAAGAGAAGUGCUUCAAUAAUUAUCAUGUUAACCGAUGGCCAACCGAAUGUAGGGAUAUCAAAUACUCAGGACAUUCAGACACAUGUGAAAAAAGCCAUUGAAGGAAAGUAUACUUUAUACAAUCUUGGUUUUGGUUAUGGUGUUGAUUACAACUUCUUGGAGAAGAUGGCACUGGAAAACAAAGGAUUGGCCCGUCGGAUUUAUCCUGACUCUGAUUCAGCUUUACAACUCCAGGGUUUUUAUGAUGAGGUGUCCAAUCCUAUGCUAAUGGACGUGGAAUUGAACUACCUAGAAAAUGAAAUUGCAGACGUAACUAAAAACAGCUUUAAGCAUUUCUAUGAUGGGUCUGAGAUUGUGGUGGCUGGGCGCCUUAGAGACAUCAACCAAAACAGUUUGACAGUAGAUGUGAAAGGUGAAGGUGCUAAUGAUGCCCUAUCAUUUACUUCACACCAAGAUAAGGAGCAAACAGCUAAAGCUUUCCAAGAGCAGGAAUAUAUAUUUGGAGAUUUCAUUGAGAGGCUUUGGGCUUAUCUCACCAUUGAACAACUCCUGGAAAAACGCAUUUCAGCUACAGGAGAAGAAAAGGAGAAUCUUACAGCGGAAGCCGUGGAUCUAUCACUAAAAUACAAAUUUGUGACACCACUGACGUCCAUGGUGGUAACAAAGCCAGAAGACGACGAAAAUCAAGCAGCGAUUGCUGAUAAACCUACUGAAGCUGAAGCUCAGGCUGCCCCAGUAGUUGCACAGGCUUCACCAGUACACUAUGUGUAUGCAUCAAGCCCUACAUGGUAUACUAGUGUUGAUGGAGAUCCACACUUCAUCAUAUCAGUGCCACAAAAAGAAGAUGCCAUUUGUUUCAAUAUCAAUGAAAAACCAGGUGCUGUGUUAAGGUUGAUAAAUGAUCCAGUUACAGGCAUCACAGUAAAUGGAGAACUCAUUGGUGACAAGAAAGUAAAUAACGAUGCAAAGAUCCAAAAUACAUAUUUUGGAAAACUUGGCAUUGCAAACAAGCACCUGAAUUUAAAAGUGACAGUAACUCCUGAGAAGAUCACUAUUCAGAAUGAGACUGGAAAGACAACUUUCACCUGGCUUGACUCGGUCACGUUUCAACAAGAAAGUUUAACUUUGAUAAUUAACAAGAAAAAAAGCCUGGAGCUCUCAAUGGGCAGCGGCGCUUCGUUUGUGAUAGUUUUGCACCAAGUAUGGAAGAAACAUCCUCUGCACAAAGAUUUCUUAGGACUGUAUGCAUUGGAAAGUCAUAAACUGUCUGAACAGACGCACGGAUUAUUAGGUAUGAAUUCUUUUAGCAUCGUGAACAUGCUUUCUUUCCUUGAGGCUAAAUGAACUGCAGACACCACCUUGUACUUGCCCUUUCUGAACUGAGAAAGGGGAUAAAAUUGAGGCUAUGUUGAUUAACCAUAUUAACAUUUCUGGAAAAAUAUUCUGGGCUCAGGCUUUGUGCAAGAUGGUUUCUUAAAUUCUUCUGCUGCUGCUGAGAACAGUAACAUCUGCUGUUCUCAAGGACGUCUUCAAGACUCUACCUUGCUAAGUCCAUCCACAGACCUUUUUAAUAAUUAUUGCAUCAGUUCCCCAGUCUCUUGGAUGGAUUGUUUUCUUCCUUCAGCAUGUCCAUUUUCUACUAAAUAUAAGCGCUCUGAGAAAGUAGUGUUUGCAGAUCAGUUAAGAUGUGCCAAACCACAAUUAGUGCAUCCCUGGUAAGAAAACUAGCUGGUUUCGUAAAUGCGACGAAUGCAGGGCUGCUGUCCGUGUGUGCAGAGAUAGGAUGAGGAAAGCCAAGGCGCAGGAGCUGAACUCAGGGAGGGAUGUGA